GGCUGGGAGUUGUAGUUCGGGCUUUUUGAGUUUCGGGUCUGGGGAGUUUGUGUUGAGGCGGAAGGCUGACUGUGACGGGGGUGGGGGGAAUGUGAACUCCCGGUAUCGAGGGGGACAGAUGGAGCUGGAGCUGGAGCCGGAGGAUGGGAGUGGGAGCAUCGCUUUAGAGAGCGGCCUGACCGCUAUCGGCCGGGGCCCCAAGCUCCGGGUUUCUGAUAAACGAGUGUCCAGAAACCAUGGUCUGCUGGAGGUCGUUGAUGGGAAGUUGCGCAUCAAACCAUUGCACGUUAAUCCAUGCUUCUAUCGGUCCUCAAGUGGAGACCAGCUUCUGCCCCUGGAGAAAGAUAAAUGGCACUGGCUGAAUCCAGGCGACUCCUUUUCUUUGCUGCCAAACAAAUAUAUAUAUAAAGUCAUCACUCCCAGUUUUGACCACACUUUAAGAAACAGUGAUCUGUCAAGUUUUGAGGAUAUCACCGAUGAGCAGUCCAAUUCUCAGGGAAGUUUGCGCAUGGGUAAAGGGGAUGUCAACGAAGGCCAAGAUGUAUCUCAGGGUUACACAGAAAAGCCCACUGUAUCAUCUGGGGCUUUGACAACAGAUGAUCAUUCCCGACAGCAAUCCAGUGCAACUGAACCAAAUAGCAUUUUGGAGAACACGUCAAAGAGUGAGCUACUGAAGACAAGUCAUGCACCACUGAACUCUGUGCAGCGGAAAAGGACCUUGCCAGCGUGGAUGCUUCAAGUUAUGUCAGAAAUACAAAACCCUUCACCUGCAAUCAAUAAAAAAGGUAACAGAAGGGGAAGAGAAAGAAGUGAUGUAGAACACACCAAAACUCAGACAACCCAGCCAGGGAGAAAGAGACACAAGACCUUUGAGAAUGUUGAAGAAAAUGAAGCAAUGGAUCAACCACAGGAGAAAAAAGGUAGGAGGAGGAAACUGGAGCCAAAUGAAGAUGAAAAGCAAAGCAAGAGCAAUACUAAAGGGAAUACUCUUGGCACAAGUUCCAGUAAUGUGAAAGGGGAAAUGAAGAACAAUCUCAAUGCAGCUUCCGAGGCUAACAGGAACCAGAGGUUUGAUGAUGAUGACAAAGGCAAAAACCAAUACAACCAUGACCCACGGCAACCAUGUGAAGUAAGCGACUGGGUAAUGAGUGAUAAAGAGGAGGAGGAGAAAGAAGUGGAACUGAUGAGCAGACAAGGUGAGCAGGAGAGUGUGCAGCAAUCGGAAGCCUCACAUGCACGCAGGCAAGAUGUUCUCAAUAAAAGCAGAAGCCUAGAACCUGAUGAAUCAGAACCAAUAGAAGAUGCAAGUGCUUCUCAAACCAUACAGCAGAAGAAGCCUCGGAGAGCCCCUUGCAUGUAUGGAAGAAACUGUUACAGGAAAAAUCCAAUGCAUUUUCAAGAGUUGAGUCACCCUGGCGAUGCUGAUUAUGAAGACUCAAUGGAUGAGGAGGAGGAUGAUGACAAACCAGAGUGUCCUUUUGGUACAACUUGCUAUAGGAAAAACCCACAACACAAGAAGGAAUACAAGCACACACAACCUCCAGAAAGUGAAUUAAGAAGACCGAGAAGGAAUGUUGCUCAGAAAGGUAAAAGAGGUCUGGGUGAUGAGAAUGACGAUGAUGGUGAACCCAACCAGUAUGACCUGAAUGACAGUUUUAUUGAUGAUGAAGAGGAUGAUUUGGACCCUACUGAUGAAGAUUCUGAUUGGGAGCCAAGUUCAGAUAGCAAUGAAGAUAUUGAUACCCUUACAAAAGAAGCCAAUAGAUUUGUAAACAAUAAAAAAUGAAACUAGUCCUUGCAUCUUUUUAAUUUAGAACACCAAUUGAUUCUGUUUCCUUCUGGUUGCACUGAAGAGGACACUUGUUGGCUUGAGUUUCUUUUACAGUUGAGGAUCACACUAUGUCCUCUUGAUAGUUAUCCAAAUCUAUUGUUGUUAUUAUCUCCUGUCAAUUUGAAAUGAGAGUUAGUUCACUGAGGGAGCCCUGGAAAUGUAUUUUGCGCAUUUUUUAUGUCGUCUGAAAGCUUCUAUGAGCAGUUACAAGUAGGAGAUGAGCAUAAAGUUUUCAACUUUGCUUGUUGCUAGAAAAACAUGAAGGAGGGAAGUUUCAGUAUAUUGUUACUUUGCCCUUGCUAUAGAGAAAAUGAAGGACUUAUUUCUGAUCCAGCUCCUUUGCAGCUUUCUCCUCAGUAGCAGACUAGGUGUUGUAGCACAAGAGUCCUCAGGUUUUUGAAAUUUUAGUGCAAAGUUUGAUUUUGUUUUUUUUUAAAAAAAAGGACUGUAAUAGGUAAGAAAAGAGCAAAAAGAAAAGAAGCAUUAGAGUUUUACUGUGCAGUUAGUGUCUACAUUUCUGUUGACUGAUUCAGGCUUUCCCACCAGAAUUGAGCAGAACUGCUUAUGUGCAGUCAUUUGCAAAACACCUCUGUUUUGGAAUGGAGAGGCAAGGGAGCUCCACAUCACAAAUAGUGCUUUUGAAUGCCAGGCGCCUACCACUAUUCCGACAGCAGAUGUUCUCUCCUUCCAGCUGCCUAGCUUCAUGAAUCCAGACAUAAAGCAAUAAGAAAAUAAUUUGAAAGAUAAAAUGUCUGUGUGACUGACGUCAACUCAUCCAAAAUGCCAAAGUUCUGAUUUGAUCUCCCAGAGUCACCAACAAAUUACAAACAUAACGAACUAGGAGCAGGGGUAGGCUAGUCGGCCCAUUGAGCCUGUUGUGGUGUUGGUGGAAUCCCGGGAAUUUAAGUGAUGCAGCCUAAUAUGACAGGGCUGCUUCAAAUAGAAACAGUGCUCUAAUACGCGGAAGAGUCUGAUGUAAAUUUUGACUUCUGAUUUUGGCAGCCAUCCUUUUGCGAUGGCUCGUGUGGAUCUGAGCCAUCCAACUCCCAGGGGGAUUCCACAACUAACCUGUGUGGGCUCUCUGCCCAUCUGAGCUUAGAAACAAAAGGCCUUUGGCACCCCCAACAACAGAAUUCAUACCUGUCGCCAACAAAGCCUGCUCUCAUAACAGUGCUACUACUGAUGUCUGGGCUGUCGCUGGUGAUAGUGCUGUAGAUUAAUGGGGCCAUAAAUAGAAUAGAAAAGGUAGAUGAAAUUUUUAAUGUCAAUUGGAUGCCAGAUAGUUGCUAUUAAUGCUGAGUUUCACAUUGCUGCGGAUGAAAACAUUUGUAAAUUGUAAAACAUUCCUGAAGGAAGCCUCAUUUACAUGGAUCGUGAAUGUCCCAGUAAAAUAUUACAUGUGUAGUCCUAUGCUGCCCAUCCCCAGUAAAUCUGCUGCCUUCCUGUCAACUGAUGAAACCAUCCACCCCUUUUCAUGCGGCAAAGCUCUGUGGCUAUGACAACAAUGGCAACAUGAAAGAUCAAAAUGGAAACUUGCCCUGGUGGGAUAAGCUCAAGUCCUACUACUUAAUGGCACUCCAUCAUUCAGAUACCCAGUGCAAUAUGCAGCCUUACAAAUAUUGAUUUUAAGUGUGAUCCUCUGUACAAUGCAUUGCUUGUAGAUAUACCAAAAAAAGUUAAAAUCAAAACAUUUUUACCUUGUAGAUUGAAUGUAUAUUUGAAAUAAUUCUUUACUUUUAUAAAGCAGAAGCUUGUUUAUAUGAAACCAUUGGAAAAUAAUUGGUGUACAGAUCUGGCAAUAUAAUACACAUUGUCUUGCUGAUUUCAGUUGUUUUGGUUUACUUUAUAAAUUAAAUUCGGUAAGUGGGGAAAUUGUGUUUCAUUGGAAACUAAUUAUGCAUAUCUAUUAUACUGAAAAAGAGACAUGCUGUCAAAGCUUUUUGUCUUGCACUCAUCAUGAUAUUGUCUACUGCAAGCCCAUUUUCACUGGUUAAUAUGUGUUGAGAUUGUAAAUAGGGCCUGAGCCAUUUGCUAACCAUGUAAGUUUGAUGCCAAAUUAGGGCACAUCAAAGACAUCCUGCAGGAUAAUGGCUACCCUGAUCAGGUCAUUGCACGAUAUACAGCGAGCAAACUCAUGAGUGGGCCUAAGACCACCAAGUUCAGUCCUGAAAAGUGCCCAGUAUACCUCAGAGUACCCUAGAAGGCUAAGGUGUCUGAAAGAUUUGAGCACCAGGUGAAGCUAGCCAUUUCACACUGCUUCUAUGUAACAGCAACAUGAGUGGUACUUUCAACUAACAGGAUGUUGCCAUCAAGCCACAAAGACACUCUGCCUACCACACAAAUGAGUGAUGGGAUAUGUGAAUUUCAGUGCUGGUGUGAUACCAAGUUUGUAGGCCAUACGUUCCAAUGACUGUGGGAUCGUAUCAAACAGAAUGUCCCUUCAGCUGUUCACAACAGGCAAAGUACUGACCAUAACCAACCAGCCUGUGCUUGCAAAACUCAGAACAUAGGGCCCAAUAUUACUUGUGAUUUCAUGAUUGGACAACACUUGCUAAACAAUCCUGAUUGUGCUAAGAAUUACACUGGCAACCAAUUUAAGAUUAUCAGCUGGGCUUGCAGUGUGGCCCACUUAUGUGUGUUAGAAGCUACAUAUAUUCACACACACAGCCCUGUACUUUGCAAACAGAGCAUACCGAUCAUUGCUCCUUUUUUCAAAUAAACAAAAGCAUGGGGGACAGCCAUCCCCUGCUUCAUUCCCCAUGACAAUGCCUUGACCAAUCAGAGUUGAUCUGCCUGGUUUGAAUUUAAACAAAAGCUUGGCAGUUAACUGUUCCCUGGUACAUUCACCAUGGCAAUGCCUCUACCAAUCAGAGUCCACUUGCUAACCAAUCAGCACCCUCUUCUCAUGCAGUAUAGAUUGUUGUUCCCUUUGAAAUUUGGUAUUCUUGCAAAUCUGUCCUGAUGGAAGACGAAAAGCUUCAAUAGUGUGUCCCUUUUUUUCAGCAAUACUCAAGCUCAAUACUACCAAGUGACUAUCUGUUAUGCUGGUAGUAGAUUUUGUUUUCAUGCUAAAGAUUGCUGUACUGUGUGACACAAUACCUACCAAAACCAUCAGAUUCCUACAAAUCAUUCAAAAUGUGUUCUGAAUUUCUUUUCAUGCACUACCUUUGUUAACUGAAAUAAUCCAAAAUAAAUGAAAAAAUUCUUUUAAAA
Messenger RNA from Carcharodon carcharias (great white shark), 5044 nucleotides. RefSeq names its product aprataxin and PNKP like factor (gene aplf). The coding region runs from base 119 to 1786 and encodes 555 amino acids. The record is from RefSeq and is a predicted model, not a curated record. The transcript has 11 exons. Gene Ontology annotation, cellular component: nucleus; site of double-strand break. Lineage: Eukaryota; Metazoa; Chordata; Chondrichthyes; Lamniformes; Lamnidae. Gene Ontology annotation, molecular function: DNA-(apurinic or apyrimidinic site) endonuclease activity; protein binding; 3'-5' exonuclease activity. Gene Ontology annotation, biological process: double-strand break repair.